Molecule: messenger RNA, 438 nt
Organism: Thyridium curvatum
Lineage: Eukaryota; Fungi; Ascomycota; Sordariomycetes; Thyridiales; Thyridiaceae
Exons: 3
Coding region: 1-438 (145 amino acids)
Source: RefSeq, a predicted model, not a curated record
AUGACCGCCCAGGAGGCGAAUAAGCCCGCUGUGGUUGGCCCAAGGGCUGCUGAACUGGAGCCCGAACGUGCUCCAGGGGCGCCUUUCCCCAGUGACAAGACACUGUGGGACAUGACUACUCCGUACCUAGAGCCCAUUGACGCCUCCUCCGAUGGAAUCCGACGGGCCACCGCCACAGGGGACUUACUCGUCAUUCUUUGUCAACUGUCCGUUAGCGGCGGCAUGGGUCUUGAACAUUUGUCAACCACAUCAGAUGGAUCGCAUUUUUUUGCCGUCGGCAUUCGCCUCUUUAGAACCGACACUUUUCAGCUUGGCAAGUCAUGUGAGUUGGCCCGAAUUUCGCGCAAUGGUCGUGCCGCGGAAAUCUUUCAGUUCCUGCACGACACGCGCGCCGCAAAGGGGCCACUACCCGUUGUCAACCACAUGGCCUCGUUUUAA